GGCUAUAUGGUACCAGCUUGCGUCAUGACUCGUAAUGUCACGCAUCAUGCCUCGUACAAUUCGAAACGAUGGCCGUCAGAAGCUCUGCCGUAUUCUGCGUCGGGAGCAGAAUGAAGAAUAUAAUGAGAACUUGGCAUGUGUCAGGAUGGGCUUGGACAGAUCAGCCGCUCACACAAGUCAGCCCGACCGAAAUGAUUCGAGAGAGUUCCCAAGUCUGAGAAGAUGCUUGUUUAGCCUUACUUGCGUGAAUUCGCAUUUUCAGCGUCUAUCUAUGACGGGGCUUUGUCAAUCAAGAUGCUGAUUCGUCGAGCGACAUUCAUCAGAUGAAUUCCUUACGUUUCUCUAUUAAAGUCGGGCUGACUUGUUCUGCUUGAAUGAAUACUCUGCUUUAGUCAAAAGCAUGGAAUAAGCAGACUAUGCAGGAAUCGCCUUGAUCGAACCUUUCUUCUAGUCGCAGGGAUUUCUACCUGAAUUUGGGGAUUCAAUUCCUCAAUUCAAGACCUCACUCUCAUGCUGCUCGAAAGGAUUUCACUCAAGGUCAUCUGCGUUCAAUCAACACUCAUCAUGAUCUUCACUGGCGGUCUUCCACGACCGGGCAUCCUCAAAAUCAUUUCCAUCGAUACUCUGUACUGUAAACCGCAAACACUGACCAAGCAUCAACAGAACAAAGCUCGGGAACGGAGAGGCUAACUACACUAUGCAAGGUGGAUUGUACUAAAAGAAGAGAGAUGGCAUUGCAGCUGGGGACAAGAUGACGCUUUUUGUUCCAUGUGCUGUAACAGUCGUGGACAGAAUACAAAUAUGAUUUCAAAAAAAGGCUUGACACAUUCUCGUUACUUUCGACGUUGCACAAGAAUGAAUGAAUGAUAUUCAAUGACGCCACGAAAAGGCAAGUGGGGAAAUCAGACAUCAUGAGUAACGCUCCUCUGGGAACAUCCUUGAUUCAGCGUUGGGAGAAUUUGACCUGAUGGAUAGGCUAUUCUUAGGUUAUGUGUUUUGGUGGGGUUCCUUUCUGAAACGGUUCUGGUUUGGUCUUUCCCACUGCUUUUCU
This is a messenger RNA of Marchantia polymorpha subsp. ruderalis, 1051 nucleotides long. Lineage: Eukaryota; Viridiplantae; Streptophyta; Marchantiopsida; Marchantiales; Marchantiaceae. The record is from the annotation of a GenBank genome assembly.